AGUUAGCUCUACCACUUACUAGCAGUUACGUAGGUGGAUCUUUUACAUGACAAGGAUAAAGAUGUGUGCGGCGCGGCUCAGUUGUUUCACACGCUGACGGGUCGUUUCCCUGCUGCCCGCUGAACAACGAGUCUCAUCGCUGUGUGCUGUGAGCCGCAGUGAAAAAGAAAAGAAAAAUAAAAGAGAGUGAUGAUGGCAGAACGAGCCACCGGGGACUUGGACGGCGUUUUAUCUGCCCCGGGUGAGAACGAAUAUCCGUCAGGCUUCCCGCAGAGUAUCUGCGACGACGUGCCCCAGGACAAGUACCUGUGCAGCAACUGCAGCAACGUGCUGAACAAGGCGCGCCAGACCAUGUGCGGACACCGCUACUGCCUGGCCUGCGUUAACUGGCUCGUGAGGAAUAACAAGAACCUGGUGUGUAAGAAGUGCAAAGAGGAGGAUCCUAACCUGGACAGUGCCAACAGCAUCCUGACACCUGAGAAUUUUUUCAACGAUGCAGCCAUCAAUAAGGAGAUCCUGGAGCUGAAAGUUCACUGUGCCAAUCAAGGCUGCUCAUGGAGGAGCACGCUCAAGAACUACGAAGAGCACCAGAGUCAGUGUGAAUAUGCUUUGAUCCCAUGCAAUAUUGGCUGUGGUCACAUGGUGGAGAGGAAGAAUCUGGCCCGUCACUUGGAGAAGGGCUGUCCUAAUAACGUGUCCUUGUGUCCUACCUGUUCCCAAGCAGUGAGCACUGGCAAGCUGCAGAAGCACACAUGUCAGAAUUCAGCUAGAGAAAAGAAAGCAGUGAAGGCCGAGAAGAAAGAGAAGAAUUCGCAGCCAUCGGGCCCCAGGAAAAAAGAGAACUGUAGUUUUGCUGAAGUCGGCUGUUCUUUCAAGGGUAACACAGAGAAGGUGAAGGAGCAUGAGGGGACAAGUCACGUGGUCCACCUCCAGCUUCUUCUGCAGGUCACCCGCAACCUGCAGGCAUCAAUAAUGGGCAGGGUUGCCUGUGGUCAUCUCCCAGAACUGGGAGAAGCCAUGGCUGGCCUCCAGCUGCAGGGGUCCUCAGAUGUAGAGGUAGACGGAGGGGACGGCGGCCACGAGGAGGCCUCGGUGGCCCACAGCCUGCAGGAUGACCAGGCUGCCUCCCUGCUGGUGCAGCGGCUGGAGGAACUGCAGCAGAGAGUACACAUCUACGAGAACAUCAUCACUGUUCUGAAUAGGGAGGUGGAGAAGACCCAGCUCAGUGUGGCCAUGCUGGAUCAACAGAACCAGAGCAACAGGGAGAUCAUUCAGCAUCUGGAAAAUCAGGUCACAGAACAGCAGCGGAACUUGGUCAUGAAGGACGUGCUCCUCAGCAGCCUGCGCCAGCGCAUCACGGCUCAGGAGGAGGUGUCCCACGACGGCACCCUCCUCUGGAAGGUGUGUGACCUCAACCAAAAGAUGAAGGAGGCGGCCAGCGGACGCAGGAACAACCAUUACUCUCCAGCAUUCUACACAUCACGGUAUGGGUUCAAGGUAUGCAUGCGCCUGUACCUGAAUGGGGACGGGGUUGGAAAAGGCACCCACAUCUCCCUAUUCUUCGUGGUCAUGAAAGGGGAGUACGAUGCCCUUCUAUCCUGGCCGUUCAGGCACAAGGUGACCUUCUUCUUGCUGGAUCAGAACCAGAAAGAGCAUGUGAUUGAUGCCUUCCGGCCAGACCUCUCGUCCUCAUCCUUCCAGCGCCCUGUUACGGACAUGAACGUGGCAAGUGGCUGCCCUCUCUUCUUCCCCCUUGCAAAACUGCGCUCCACCAGGCAUGCUUACUGCAAAGACGACACACUGUUCAUCAAAUGUGUUGUGGACACCACCUCCUGAGCAUGCUGGCAAAGUGGCUAAGGUGGCUUCUCACGCACAGAGGCUGUGAGACAACUGCCUUAAUUUACAGUAGGUGUCUCAGGGCUGGGCUCAGUAGAAGCUCUAUGAAACUUCAACGUGAAAUUGCUAUUCUUUGCAUCGUUUUCGUUUCAGAGGGAGGGUUUACCAACAGCAAAAGAAAGCUAUAUCACAUAUUUAUGCUAAAGAAACUUUCACAGAUAUAUUUUGAUAUUUUCUUUCAUUUGAAAUUUUGUAUUACUAUAAAAAAAACGGUUAAU
Messenger RNA from Scleropages formosus (Asian bonytongue), 2114 nucleotides. RefSeq names its product TNF receptor-associated factor 1 (gene traf1). Gene Ontology annotation, biological process: regulation of canonical NF-kappaB signal transduction; signal transduction; regulation of apoptotic process. The coding region runs from base 190 to 1836 and encodes 548 amino acids. The record is from RefSeq and is a predicted model, not a curated record. The transcript is spliced from 10 exons. Gene Ontology annotation, molecular function: zinc ion binding; tumor necrosis factor receptor binding. NCBI's taxonomy places the organism in Eukaryota, Metazoa, Chordata, Actinopteri, Osteoglossiformes, Osteoglossidae. Gene Ontology annotation, cellular component: plasma membrane signaling receptor complex; cytoplasmic side of plasma membrane.